Messenger RNA from Melampsora larici-populina 98AG31, 624 nucleotides. RefSeq lists its product as uncharacterized. The record is from RefSeq and is a predicted model, not a curated record. Lineage: Eukaryota; Fungi; Basidiomycota; Pucciniomycetes; Pucciniales; Melampsoraceae. The transcript is spliced from 2 exons. The coding region runs from base 1 to 624 and encodes 207 amino acids.
AUGACAGCCAAUCCUGAUCGUAUUUCACAUCCUUUUGAAGUGAUUCAUUCAAGACUACCAGGAAAUUAUAGUCCAUCAAACACGAAUCCUAAAGGAACGCACACCAUUACUAGUCCAUCGCCUCAUUCCCUUCCCACUCCAGCUCCUUCAACUUUCAUCACUUCAGGCGAAUUUUUGAAUUCUGAUCUUCACAGCUUUACUCAUUCAGUCAAUGCAUCCACUAACACUCUCUCCAGCUUUCGAGCUACGAUCACAUCUUUAUCAAAACCUUUGGCUACCCCUACAACUGGAAACCAAAACUCAUCUGGUCCACCUCCUAACAUCAUGGGAGCUCAAUACUACCAACCUGGUUCUGCAGGGAUCGUUAUUGCUUGUGUGAUGGGUGUACUUGGCAUAUUUUUUACCAUUCUCACAGUCAUUCAUUGCCUUCAAGUUCGUGCUGGUAAACGUGAAGCCAAAAGAAUCAAAGAUUAUAAUUCCGAAUUUGAUUUUAGUGAGAAAUUCAGUGAUAAUGAAUCAGAUAGAAUGUUUUUAACUUUAACCACUAGAUCUCAAAGUACUAUUUCACUUAAGAAUCAAUCACAUUCAAGAUUUCAUAUUGAAUCUAACCCUAUUCAAACUUGA